AAAAUGAUCAUUCGAUCAUUGCUGAUCACCAUACUAUUAUUUAAACUCUUUGUGGAUUCGAAUGAAGGAAUAUCCCAAGCAGACGGAAAACCCUUAGCUGUCCAUCUCUCUCUUGCUCGUCAAACAGAAAUUCAAAAUAAUGAAAAAGAAAUAAAAAUUUUAAAAAAUUCUAAAAUAAACUUUAAUUCACUUAUUAAAAAAAUAAAAGUUAUUUUAGAGAAAAUGGAAGAAUUUGUAAAAAGUAAUGAAAAACCUGAAAAUCUUCCAUUGAAGUUUGAAAUGGAAAUGGAAAAAUUUUUAGUUGAUCAAGCAAAAAUUAAAUUGGUAAAAACUUUAAUAGAAAAAAUGAAGGAGUUUAGAAAAAACGGAGUUGUGAAUAUUCCGGAAGAAAUUGGUGAACUUACUUGUGACACGAACCAAUUGGUUUGUUGUUUUAUUUUAAUAUAA
Meloidogyne enterolobii is the source of this 447-nucleotide messenger RNA. The record is from the annotation of a GenBank genome assembly. NCBI's taxonomy places the organism in Eukaryota, Metazoa, Nematoda, Chromadorea, Rhabditida, Meloidogynidae.